This is a messenger RNA of Enhydra lutris kenyoni (northern sea otter), 839 nucleotides long. Its product is annotated as COMM domain containing 6. The transcript is spliced from 5 exons. Gene Ontology annotation, molecular function: NF-kappaB binding. The record is from RefSeq and is a predicted model, not a curated record. The coding region runs from base 373 to 549 and encodes 58 amino acids. NCBI's taxonomy places the organism in Eukaryota, Metazoa, Chordata, Mammalia, Carnivora, Mustelidae.
CUCGUCCCCUGCCAUGGAGGGCUGCAGCGAGCCGCGACUGGAUGCUAAGUCCGAGGUCACCAACCAGUCAUCUAACAAGAUUGUUCAACGCCUUUAUGAGGAAAAUGGCAAUGAGUGCUAGACGUCCGGUUUCCAGUCUGGCAUAUAAGGAGCGUGGAAUGUGGAAGACAUCACUUCAUCAUAAAAACAAGGAAAAAGCUGAACAAAUUGAAGAGCUAACAACUCUUGGAUCCAUCAGAGAAGUGAGGUUCCAAGGCAAACUGCUCCCUUCAAAUUGGAGAGAUAGAGGUGAAUACGGAGAAUUACAAGUCACCAGAAUAGAAAUCUGUGGAAACCAGUGCCAGGCUUGUAGAUUUUCAGUGGAAGCUGGGUAUGGCUGUGAGCUCGGACAGUUGCAGAUCUCUUAAGUAUCCUUAUGUUGCGGUGUUGCUGAAAGUGGCAGAUCAUUCAGGCCAAGUAAAGAACAAGUCCUUUGAAAUGACAAUUCCACAAUUUCAGAAUUUCUACAGACAGUUCAAGGAAAUUGCUGCAGUUAUAGAAACUGUGUGAAAACUGAUUACUUGGCUGAUAAAUUACUACCAUCAUCCUAAAAUCAUGGACUUCACUUCCUGUAACAAAACUGUAUAAGGGUCAAAUGGUAUUUAUUGAAUGAAAAUUGUACUUUUGUUUUUCCAUUUUUUAAUAAUAAAAAAAUGAGACAAACAGGAAUUAGAUAGUCGUGAUCAAUGCAAAACUUUUUGAAUGUACUAAAAGCUGCUGAAUUGAACGCUCUAAAGUGUGAAUUCUAUGUUAUAUAAAUUUUAUCUCAAUAAAAAAAAUCAGAAAAACAGUUGAAUGAU